AUGGAGCAGGAGUCCAGGGGUGCCAAGACCCUUGGGAUUGAAUUGGGUUUGGCCCUGAGGCUGGUGAACGGAGAACACAGGUGUCAGGGCCGGGUGGAGGUCCUGUACUGAAGCUCCUGGGGCACCGUGUGUGAUGACAGCUGGGACACCAACAACGCCAACAUGGUCUGCAGGCAGCUGGGCUGUGGCUGGGCCAUUUCAGCCCCAGGAGAUGCCCGGUUCGGUCAGGGCUCUGGGCCCAUUGUCCUGGACGAAGUGGGCUGCUCAGGGCAUGAGACCUACCUGUGGAACUGCCCCCAUAGCCCCUGGAACACACACAACUGUGGAAACAGCGAGGACGCCAGCAUCAUCUGCUCAGGUGCGGAGACCCCGUCCACGGUUGUGCCAGAUUGGUGGAAUCCAACAACUGGCUAUGGAACUGAAUCGGGUUUGGCCCUGAGGCUGGUGAAUGGAGGUGACAGGUGUCAGGGCCGGGUGGAGGUCCUGUACCAAGGCUCCUGGGGCACCGUGUGUGAUGACAGCUGGGACACCAACGACGCCAACGUGGUCUGCAGGCAGCUGGGCUGUGGCUGGGCCAUUUCAGCCCCAAGAGAUGCCCGGUUCGGUCAGGGCUCUGGGCCCAUUGUCCUGGACGAAGUGGGCUGCUCAGGGCAUGAGACCUACCUGUGGAGCUGCUCCCACAACCCCUGGAACACACACAACUGCAGACACAGCGAGGACGCCAGCGUCAUCUGCUCAGCUGCACAGAUCACCUCCUCCUCUCCAGGAACCGAAUCGGGUUUGGCCCUGAGGCUGGUGAACGGAGAACACAGGUGUCAGGGCCGGGUGGAGGUCCUGUACCAAGGCUCCUGGGGCACCGUGUGUGACGACAGCUGGGACACCAACGACGCCAACGUGGUCUGCAGGCAGCUGGGCUGUGGCUGGGCCAUUUCAGCCCCAGGAAGUGCCCGGUUCGGUCAGGGCUCUGGGCCCAUUGUCCUGGACAACGUGGGCUGUUCAGGGCAUGAAACCUACCUGUGGAACUGCUCCCACAACCCCUGGAACACACACAACUGUGGACACAGUGAGGACGCCAGUGUCAUCUGCUCAGCUGCUCAGACCCAGUCCACACCACACUCCAGUCCACAGACAUGGGGUGACUUUUCCUGUCUCCUUCCAGGAACCGAAUCGGGUUUGGCCCUGAGGCUGGUGAACGGGGGUGACAGGUGUCAGGGCCGGGUGGAGGUCCUGUAUCGAGGCUCCUGGGGCACCGUGUGUGACGACAGCUGGGACACCAAUGACGCCAACGUGGUCUGCAGGCAGCUGGGCUGUGGCUGGGCCAUUUCAGCCCUAGGAAGUGCCCGUUUCGGUCAGGGCUCAGGGCCCAUUGUCCUGGACGACGUGGGCUGUUCAGGGCAUGAGACCUACCUGUGGAGCUGCUCCCACAACCCCUGGAACACACACAACUGCGGACACAGCGAGGACGCCAGCGUCAUCUGCUCAGGAACCGAAUCGGGUUUGUCCCUGAGGCUGGUGAACGGGGGUGACAGGUGUCAGGGCCGGGUGGAGGUCCUGUAUCGAGGCUCCUGGGGCACCGUGUGUGACGACAGCUGGGACACCAACGACGCCAACGUGGUCUGCAGGCAGCUGGGCUGUGGCUGGGCCAUUUCAGCCCCAGGAAGUGCCCGUUUCGGUCAGGGCUCAGGGCCUAUUGUCCUGGACGACGUGGGCUGUUCAGGGUAUGAGACCUACCUGUGGAGCUGCUCCCACAACCCCUGGAACACACACAACUGCGGACACAGCGAGGACGCCAGCGUCAUCUGCUCAGCUGCCCAGACCCAGUCCACGGCUGUGCCAGCUACCCAGACCCUGACCACGGCUGUGCCAGGUCCUGCUAAAGUCCCAGCAGCCACACUCCAGUCCACAGACAUGGGUGCGGUUCCUACCUCUUGGGUCCAGGGGAAACAGGAGGGUGACUUAACCUCUCUCCUUCCAGGAACCGAAUCGGGUUUGGCCCUGAGGCUGGUGAACGGGGGUGACAGGUGUCAGGGCCGGGUGGAGAUCCUGUAUCGAGGCUCCUGGGGCACCGUGUGUGACGACAGCUGGGACACCAACGACGCCAACGUGGUCUGCAGGCAGCUGGGCUGUGGCUGGGCCAUUUCAGCCCCAGGAAGUGCCCAUUUUGGUCAGGGCUCAGGGCCUAUUGUCCUGGACGACGUGGGCUGUUCAGGGCAUGAGACCUACCUGUGGAGCUGCUCCCACAACCCCUGGAACACACACAACUGCGGACACAGCGAGGACGCCAGCGUCAUCUGCUCAGCUGCCCAGACCCAGUCCACGGCUGUGCCAGAGCUUUGGGUGACAGGUGACUUUUCCUGUCUCCUUCCAGGAACCGAAUCGGGUUGGUCCCUGAGGCUGGUGAACGGGGGUGACAGGUGUCAAGGCCGGGUGGAGGUCCUGUACCGAGGCUCCUGGGGCACCGUGUGUGAUGACUACUGGGACGUGAAUGAUGCCAACGUGGUCUGCAGGCAGCUGGGCUGUGGCUCGGCCAUUUCAGCCCCAAGAAGUGCCUGGUUCGGUCAGGGCUCAGGGCCUAUUGUCCUGGAUGACGUGGGCUGCUCAGGGUAUGAGACCUACCUGUGGAGCUGCUCCCACAACCCCUGGAACACACACAACUGCGGACACAGCGAGGACGCCAGCGUCAUCUGCUCAGCUGCACAGAUCAACUCCUCAACUCCAGGUUGGUGGCCCCCACAUACCACAACCACUCAGAGUAAUUGUGGCGGCUUCUUAUUCAGUGCCAGUGGGAACUUUUCCAGCCCAUUCUACCCAGGAUACUACCCCAACAAUGCCGACUGUGUCUGGGAAAUACAAGUGAAACCCGGCUACCUCAUAAACCUGGGCUUCGACAGUCUGCAGUUGGAGAAACACAGUAGCUGCAAUUUUGACUAUGUUGAAAUCCUUAAUGGCCCACUGAGUAGCAAUGCUUCAGCGAGGAGAAUCUGUCAUUACACCAGGGAAAUAUUCACUUCUUAUUCCAACCGAUUGACUGUUCGAUUUCGGAGUGAUGGCAGUGUCCAAAACGCUGGUUUUUCUGCUUGGUAUAACUCCUUUCCAAGAAACGUCAGCUUGAGAUUGGUGAAUUGGAACUCCUCCCAUCCCACAUGUGCUGGGCGUGUGGAAAUCUACCAUGGUGGCCAGUGGGGAACAGUGUGCGAUGACAGCUGGGACAUUCAAGAUGCCCAGGUGGUGUGCAGACAGCUGGGCUGUGGAUAUGCAGUCUCAGCCCCAGGAAAUGCCUACUUUGGCUCUGGCUCUGGCCCCAUCACCUUGGAUGACGUGGUGUGCUCAGGGGCGGAGUCUAAUCUCUGGCAGUGCCGGAACCGAGGCUGGUUCUUCCACAAUUGUGGCCACCAUGAAGAUGCUGGAGUCAUUUGCUCAGUUGCACCGACCAAUUCCUCCACUCCGGAUCCUGUUUAUGACGUCACCAGCCCAGCCACAAAUUAUUCCUGCGGAGGCUUCCUGACCCAAGCUUCAGGGAACGUUUCCAGCCCGUUCUACCCUAGGAACUAUCCGAACAACGCCAAGUGUGUGUGGGACAUUGAAGUUCAAAACAACUACCGAGUGACUGUGACCUUCAGAGAUGUCCAGCUGGAAGGCGGCUGUAACUACGAUUACAUCGAAGUGUACGACGGCCCCCACCACAGUUCCCAGCUGCUCGCCCGGGUUUGUGACGGGGCAAGGGAUUCCUUCACCUCAUCGUCCAACUUCAUUUCCAUCCGCUUCGUCAGCGACACCUCCGUCACCAAGAGAGGGUUCUCAGCUGAAUACUUCUCCAUUCCUUCCAAUGGGAACACAAAGCUGCUUUGCCUGCAAAAUCACAUGCAAGCCAAUGUGAAGACGAGCUACCUCCACUCCCUGGGCUACUCUGCCAGGGACCUUGCCAUUCCCGGCUCGGACACAAGCUACCAGUGUCAGCCCCAGAUUACGUCGAGCCAGGUGACGUUCAUGAUUCCCUACUCUGGCUGCGGCACCACCCAGCAGGUGGAUAAUGACACCAUUACCUACUCCAACUUCCUCAAAGUGACUGCUUCAAGCGGCAUCAUCAAUAGGAAGAGGGACCUCCAAAUUCACGUCAGCUGCAAGAUGCUCCAGAACACCUGGGUUAACACGAUCUAUGUUACUAAUGACACCAUCGAGGUUGAGAACAUACAAUAUGGCAAUUUUGACGUGAACAUUUCCUUUUAUACGUCCUCUUCGUUCCUGUAUCCGGUGACCAGCAGCCCAUACUAUGUGGACCUAAACCAGAAUUUGUACCUUCAGGCUGAAAUCCUCCGUUCUAGAGCCUCCCUAGCCUUAUUUGUGGACACCUGUGUGGCAUCACCGAAUCCCAAUGACUUUACAUCUUUGACCUACGAUCUCAUCCGGAGCGGGUGUGUGAAGGAUGAGACCUACCGACCCUACCACCAGCCCUCGUCCAACAUCGUCCGCUUCAAGUUCAGUUCCUUCCACUUCCUGAACCGCUUCCCCUCCGUGUACCUGAAGUGCAAGAUGGUCGUGUGCAGGGCGUAUGACCCCUUCUCCCGCUGCAAAAGAGGCUGCAUUGUGAGGGGUAAGAGGGACGUGAGCUCCUACCAGGAGAAGGUGGACGUCGUCCUGGGACCCAUCCAGCUGCAGGCCUCGCCCCAGAAGAGGAAGCUGGACCGGCAGGUGGUGGACACGGAGGAGGAGACCAGCACCCACGGGAGCUACCACAGUGCCACCAUUUUUGCCGGGGUGCUCGUGGUCAUGGUCGUGGCCGUGGCAGCCUUCGCACUGGGGCGGAGAGUGUGGGCAGCCCGUGCCCAGCCUCCAAGCACUAAGAUGUGAAGCAGGAGGACGCGGUGCUCAGACCCAAGUCCCUGUGCUCUGGAGCACGUGAGGAGGGAAGAAACCAGUGUCCAGAGCUUGGUACCCAG
Molecule: messenger RNA, 4937 nt
Organism: Budorcas taxicolor (takin)
Lineage: Eukaryota; Metazoa; Chordata; Mammalia; Artiodactyla; Bovidae
Gene: DMBT1
Product: deleted in malignant brain tumors 1
Exons: 31
Cellular component (GO): membrane
Source: RefSeq, a predicted model, not a curated record